GCAGGAGAAGGGGGCCUGGGAGCGGGGAGACGAAGCUUUUUCCCUGAAAACAGCUUGUCCUCCUCUGGUGUGGGUGGGAGCUAUUGGAUGCUGGGGCUGGAGAGGCAGUGAACCAGCUGGUGCCCCUGCCUCGAGCUUGGCCUCUUCACUUGAGAGGUGUCCAUAUGUUUAUUUUCAGCCCACUAAAGGUGACUUUAUGUUCCCCAUCUUCUGACAUUAGCUGUCCUCCUCCUGAUGCCUCCCACGAUGCCUCAGCUCCCUUUUCUGGUCUCUAGCUUUCUAAAGAUGGCUUCAGAUUGCUGCCCUCAUACACACACAUGUAAGAGUGUGCAUUUCCCCCUGCUGUGUCCCUACAGACACAGGUGUGAGCUGUUAACUCACAAGUGUGUCUUAAGACUGAGGCGUGGCACAGGUCUCCAGGCCCCACAACAGGGCUGCAUCCCCUUCUCCUGGCCAGGACUGCCCCUUCCCCAGGUCCCCUCUCUGUGGAUGCUUAGGUCUGGGUGCUUCAGGGAACACCCCGUUCUGGGCCCAGAGCUCUCCUCCAACUGGUGGCUGAGCUGCGAAGCUGAGAGAGAGUGGGUGGAUGGCAGGAUGCAGGCGGUGGCAAGGUCAGGUUAGGGGGCAGGUUUGGUUGGUGGAGUUAUAGAUUUGGCAGCUGGUGGGUUUGGUUUAUAAAUCCCUACCCUAGAAUUCUAGACACUAGGCUCCCCUCCUGGUUCUUUUUGCCACCUGGUUUGGUGAGUGUCUCUGUCUGUUUGAGGAUCUGGACUCAUUUUUGUCCCUCUGUCUUGACCCAGUCUCUAUACUUUUCUCUCUGUUGUCCUUGGCUGGAUUAGCCUCCAGCCUCUCUGGGUCUCUUCCACAGGGGAAACCUCUGUGAUGUGUCACAUUGAGUAGUGUUUCUCCAGGUUGCUCUGUGAGAUCUCAUUUGGUGUUACUCUGAGGCUGUCUCUUGGGUCACUUUGGGGCAUGUCUCUCUGUGGGUUACUUGGGUGUCUCAGUGAGGGGUUCUCUUUGGGAAUCUAGACCUGUAUCUUAGUAGGUGAUGGAUAUGAAAGGGCUGCUUUAACAACACUCCUGAGUUUGUUUGCUCUUUGCUUUUGCUUUGUACAAAGCCCUGGACUCUAGCAGGAUUAAGAAGCAAUGGCUUUCAAGAGCCUGGUCCCACCUGGGUCCGGCCCUGAGUAGCAGCAUAGCUUUUCCCAGGGCUGCUCUCCACGCUUUCCUGCCUGGACAAGAGCACAGCUGGCAGGGCGCAGCUGGCAGGGUGUGGCUGGUGGGCCGGUCUAUGAUUUUCCCUGCCUCUGGCAUCAAGCUGGGGCCUGCCCAACCUUUCCAGGCUGAUCCUGGCAUUCUCAGAGACAGGGCCAUGGAGAAAAUGACCUCUGAAGUUGUUCUUGUGUAGCCAGAUUCCACCCCCAUCCCAAGUCUCUGAAUGUUUAGCUUCUUUUUUUUUUUUUUUUGUCUUUUUUAUCAGUACCAGGGAUCAAACUCACGACUGCCUGCUUGCAAGGCAGGCGCUUAUGCUGCUGAGCUAAAUCCCCAGCCCCAUGUUUAGCUUCUUUAAUGUGGUGUUUUUGAGACAGGGUCUUACUAUGUAUCCCCAACUGGUCUCAGACUUGUGAUCCUUCUGCCUUGGCCUCCCAAAUGCGGGGAUUAUAGGCAUGUACCAUCAUUGCCUGGCUAACUUCCUUAAUAUGAAGCUCAGCCCCCAACCCCAUCCCUAUCUGCAUAGAGACAGUAUCCCAUGACACAGGGCCUCUGGGAUGAGGGGAAAGCACCUUUCCCCAGAAUCCCUGCCCAAGAGGGAGCUUCCAGUUAGAUGGCAGAGGCCCUGGCUCCAGAGGCUCCUGGCCUGAGGCGGGAAUGACUCUUUCAGGGAGCCCUGGACUGCUAGCCCUCAGCCUGGCUACCGCCAGACAGCGUAAGUUACCCUAUGAGCCAGCAUGUCAUGUGCCUAUGCACCCCACUGCUUGCUGCAGCCAGGAGCCAAGUUUGGACUCAGGUUACCCUGUCAUUUCCCUUCCCAAAGGCACAAAAACAGGGAGUCCUGCCCUUGGAGGUGUCCCUAACCUGGUCAAGGGAGACAGAAGGCCCUACCCUCUGUCAGUCCCAGAUGCAGGAAGGGGUUAGUGUCUGCCUGUGGUGUAAGACAGCAGCCAGGGCCUGCCCCUGGGGAGCCACUGUCCCUGCUUUCCCAUUCUGAGAGGGCUGGGAGGGGGCACAAGGCAGGGUUGGCCGCUGCAUCCUGGAAUGCACACCUUGCUGGUGUCUUUCAGCCCCAUAUCCAGUAUGGCCCCAGAGCAGGCACUGCAGAUGGUUGUCUCUACCCUCUGCAAAUAUGCUGGUAAGAUGAAGACAAGUUUAGGCUGAACAAAGGGGACAUGGAGGAACUUAUGCAGAAGGAGCUGCCUAGCCUAGUGGUGGUGAGUGGGACAGCCUGGGCGGGGGCAGAGUCCUGAGGAAAGCGUGGGGCCAGCAUGUCUUCUCUCUUCCACUUCUGGGUACCUGCUGAUGCAGACAUGGGGUGGGCUGAGGUUCUUACCUAAUAGAUUUGCUUCCCAGCCCCACUGGAGUGGCAGUGAGGCCCUCCCGUGAGUGUGUUAUGAAUUCCUGAGGACCUCGUCCUGUCAGGACUCCCAGACUCCAUCUGUUUAGUACUCUCAUUGGAGAACUGAACAACUCAAAGCCCAGAAAGGGGAAGCUACUGGCCCAAGAUCAUACAGCUCACCACGCACUCCCUACAACUCUUACUUUUCAUAUUUAUAUGCCAGACUAAGAAGCUAUAUAGGGAGAAUUAAGCCCAGCUAAGACAUGCACCCUGGAACACUCUGCCAAGAAAUGCCGUCAGCUCUCACUUGGCUCCUUGCCAGUACAUGGGAGGCAGAUCCUUCUUUCCUUCUUUUUGUCCCCCCCCCCCCCCGCCUUUUUUUUGAUACAGGGUUUUGCUAAGUAGUCCAGACCAGUCUUGAACUCACUGUAUAGCCCUGGCUGGCCUUGAACUUACGGUCCAUUUUCCUGCCUCAACCUCUUGAAUGCUGGGAUUAUAGGCAUGUAUCGCCAUGCCUUGCUCUUGUUUUCUCUUUUGUUUGUUUGUUUAAAAUUUUUCUAAUCAUCGGUGGUGCACACCUGUAACCCCAGCAACAAAGAGGCUGAGGCAGGAGGAUUGCUGCAAAGUUGAGAACAGCCUGAACUGUGUAGUGAGUUGAAGGCCUGCCUGAACUACAUAGUGAGACCGGUCUUAAAAAAACCAAAAAAAGUUUUUUUUUUCCCUAAUCAUUUGGUUGGUAUUAAAAAAUUGUGAGAAGUUGAAAAAGUAAAUAAGAUAUUAUAAAUGUGUAUUAAUUCUGGAAAUAAUGUCAUGUUAGCCUUUCAAAGUUUUUUCUUCUUUUUCAAAAUUGUUUUAAUGAUUUCAAGUCUUUUGGAUUUUCAUGGAAAAUUGUUAUCUUCGAGUGUUUCCCCUUAAAGUGUUUCUUGAAAAUUUUAAUUUCUCUGUAGUAUUUUCUAGUUUUCUAUAUUUAGGUCUUGUAAACUUUGGGGUGAAAUUUAUCAAUACUUUUAUAUUUUAAUACUCUUGUAACCAGUGUUUUUUGUUUUCGUGUGUUACCAUGCAGUGGAAGUAUAGGUGCUUUUCAAUAAAACUUAAAAAAAAAAGCCUGCCUUUUCUGAAUCCAUCUCGCUGCUGAUGGGGAGAAGCAAGCCUCAGUUUCCUCAUCGGCAGAACAGGUCCAUGAUGCCAUGCUGGGCUGGAGCUGAGCCCCGCCCCUAACAGGGCAGCUGGUGACUCCCACCAAUCAGCGCCCAGGAUGCUUCUUGCACUGAUUUUGCUGUGGAGCCAGGAUGACUGGGCACUGACUUAUGUGUGGGGUUUGGGGGUGGAGAUGAGUCCAUUCCCCUCGUUUUCAGGGCCUGUAGAGGAGGAGGGGCUGAAGAAGCUGAUGGGUGAACUCCACGAGAACAGUGACAAGCAGGUGGACUUUAAGGAGUUCGCGAUCUUUCUGGCUUUAGUCACUAUUAUGUCCAAAGACUUCUUCCAGGGUUACCCAUGCCAGUCCUGAAGGGGAGUUCUUCACUUCCUGCUGUGGGUCUCUUGGGCCUAAGAAGACUCUGUAUCCCUUUUAAUUUUAUACUCAAUAAACUUUUUUUCAUUCUUGAUCAUAGAGUAAUGAAUAGGGAGAGGCUGAAGCUGGUAAUUGAUCACAUGUGCGGGUGCGAGGCAAUCCCGUGGGAGAACAGUGUCCCAGGCAAGCCAAGCGAACAAGCUGCUUUCAGUCUGAGAACACUAAGCUCCCUGACAAUUCGAACAAUGGGUUGCUCGCAAAGGGAGUGUCAUGUGACAUCGACGUGCCAAAGGCAUGAAUAAACGCCCCGCAUCGGUUGAGCAGGUCUUUUCCUCCCAUCACACAAGAGAAGGCUCCGCCUGACCUCAGCUCUCUCAUUUCUGUGUCCUCUUGCUGUCCUGGCACUCCCUAACUUUGAGAGCUGUGCAGAACAUGGCAGUUAUGGCUCAUUGAUCCUUAUAAUCCAGUUGGGUCGGUUCAAGGGCUGGAGAAUGAGUACCUCCUGGACCCCACCCUGUUCUGCACCCGAACUCUUUUUCUUGAAAUAUCCCUGAGGCCAGAGCUGUGCCUCAGGUCCCAGUUUUUGAAAUUCCAGACACAAAUAAAAAGUCGGGAAUUAAAAUAGGUUUGCGUCAUCUAUGUUUGCCAAAUAAAGAUACUAAAGAAGGCAAAUACCAUCUACCAUCAUUAUUAUCUCAUAAAAAAGGGAGCAUUUUAAUUCCAAAAAGGAAGGACGGGUAUAAUCUCAGAAUGGAAAAACCUUAAUAUUCAAUACUGUGACCAACAAGUGGUGUUAAGAUUUGCUCCAGAGACACAAAUGAGUCUAACUCACCCCCCAAAGCCUUGUUUCAACUACUCUGUGUCAGAUUAUAGGCCGUAGGCCGGGAGCUAGUUUUUAAAAAAGCUGUAUUUAUUUUUAUAUCUACUUCCAGAUUGGCUAGCUCUAUUUUGAGUUCAUUCCUCCUCUGUUCAUUUCUGAUAAAAGCUCCUAGAAGCCAGCUCAUGCCAAAUUGUUCUUUCUGCCACUUUCCUAAAGCUGUAUCCCAGAUUUCCUUAUAUUUUGCAGCCUAAGGCAUGUCAGGAGACAGCUUGACCAGAGGCUUUGUUGUUUCAUAACAAAGGACGCCAACUUCCUGACCUACUAAGGCUAAAGCCUCAUAUUUUUCUUUCUUACCUUUGUCCAAGUUCACAUUUUAGGACCUUUCUCUUUAUGCAUCCCAUUUCUUGUUACCAAAUUCUCUGUAAGUUAGAAAUGUAUUCAGGCACCUGUUAUGGGUCACCCUGACUAGCAGUGACAGUAUGGUGGCACUGAAAUAUCUGACCCAAUCAGUCUGGGCUGACUAGACGACAUUCUCAGACAUCAAAGGGUUAAGAAAAUAUAUCGAAAUUUCGCUGGGUUAUUUCUGCAGUUAACAGAGAAAUCUGGGUUAGCAGUUCAGGUGUGGGCCAGUGGCUCAGAAGUGGCGGCUUAAAACAUAAAUUUGUUAUCUCUCUUAGUUUUGUUGGUAUACAGUUGAGAUCUCUCACUCCAGGUAUCUCAUGCAUUGCAGAUGCAAGUUGAGUCUGGAGUCAUUUGGAAGUUAAAUGAAAGCCCAGGGGUGCUCACUCAUUAAGCCUUGUAACUGUCACUGGCUAUUAGCCAGGAGCUCAACUGGAAUGGCUUGGGUGUGGCCUCUCUAUGUGGUCUGGGCUUCUCACAGCAUGGCAGCUGGGUUCCAAGAGGACCUUUCUCAAGAGGCCUACAUGGAAUCUGCAGAUCUUAAGAUUUGUUUCAGAAAUGCCAGGAUAUAUUUUCUGCUGCAAAUUACUCAUGGACAAGUUCAUGGCUCAGAUUCUAUGGGAAGGGAACUAGACAUCCUCUAAUGUAAGGUGCAGCAUGUAUGACCUUGAUGGUGACCAUUCUUAGAGGCCAUACAAAGGGUGAUAGGAAAUAUGGUGAAUGUUUACAUUUUAAAAAUGUCAUAAAUUCCCCUCAAAGUACCCCCCCUUCAAACACACUUAUCCCUCUUUUCUUGUCACUUUCUGCAACAGUUCUGGAAGCCCUUUCUUGAGUGUCUUUACAAGGUGUGAUUAAAAAAUACAGUGAGGCUGUUUCCCAGUGCCAUCCAAGGGAAAGGCAGGUCCAUAAAAACAUUAUGACCUCAUUUACCUUAUUCACCAGAUCUGGCACUGUGUGACUUAUAACUCUUACCUAAAUUCAGAAUGACCAUGAAAGGUAAAUAUUUUGAAUCAGUUCAGGCUGUCAUAAAGACAGCCAUGACAAUGCGACUGACACUCAUGAAAGAGGACUUCCAAAACUGCAUCUUUUUGAGACAGAGUCUCACUAUACAGUUCAAGUUGGCCUUGAGCUCACUUUUGUAGCCCAAGGUGGUCUCGAACUUGCAGUGAUCCUCCUGCCUCAGCCUCCUGAGUGCUGGAAUUACAGGCAUACACCAUCACGCCUGGUUGUCAAAACUGCUUCUGAAAGUGGCCGGAAUGAUAGGAUAAGUGUGCUUGUAGUGAGAGAAAGAAUUUUGGAGAGGAUUAAUGGUACUGUCUUUAACCAUCGUAAUUUAAAAUUUAAAAUUAAAUGUUUAAUUACAUUUAAAUUUAAACAUUCAUCAUAUAUUUUUGGUCAUACUGUAUGUACCAUUAUCUAUUUCUUUUUUUUCCUACUUUAUUUAUUUAUUUUUGUACUGGGGAUUGAACUCAUGACCAUGGGCUUGCAAGACAGGCCCUUAUGCCGCUGAGCUAAAUCCCUGGCCCUCUACUUUAUUUUUUUGAGGCAAAGUCUCUCUAUGUAGCCCAAGGUGAGCCUCAAUUCACAGCAGUCCUCUUGCCUCAGCCUCCAAGUGCUGAGAUUACAGCUAUGUUCCACUGUGCCUGGUUCUACAAUCUGUUUCCUAGCAAUAGUUCACAUCUUUCCUAUGUUCAGAAGACACUCAUCUCCUUCCCAAGACCCACAGAGCCUUGUCUUAAUAAAGCACUGACUUGAAGUGAAAGCUCUGGUUAUGUAAGCCAGGUCCAGAUACAAAUGAGCUUCCUUGAGUGCAGCCAUCCAGUGUUGCUCCUCGUGGUGAUUCCUCAUGACCCAAAGCCCCCAGAGGAAAGCGUUCACUGAGACAAAGGUAGGCACCUGCAGUAAACUCCUGUUUGAAAGGGCAGCAGUGGUGGUGGUGGUGGUGGAUGGUAUCGGAGACACAAGUUCUUACUGGGCUGUUGCGGUUCUGAAGCAGAGGCAGACACAUGUCCUCCAUCUGGGCUUGGUUCUGUUCUCUAGAAAAACGGAUCUUCAUAGCUUUUGGCUGCCUGUUCAGAAUGAGCUCUUUCUUUUCCUUAAGAAAUGUCAUGUUUAUAGCUAAUUACCUUCCUCAGGCCAUUUUCUUUCUGGCCUUAAGUAGGUAAUAGGGCUACUCAUAGCUGUAACUGAAUGCUUCUCACUGGGCAUAUUGACGCUUUGAAAGAAAACAAUGUUUUAAUAAUAAAGAAAGGGGAUGGACAGUGGGCAAGCAGGAACAGUACUUUUCUGAAUUGUUUCUUCAUUUUUCUUACUUCCCUAGAAACCUGUGUGCUUGGGAACCACUAACGGAGCAUCAGAGAGGGGAAGGAGCUGAGUGUGACGGUGCUGUGACAACAGCCUGUUCUCUCACUGUCUGCCUUUCAUUGCAGGCCCCCAGAACAGCUGCUCCCUUUUCAUGCCAGCAAAGAGAGGGGAGCCCACCUUCCUAGCAGCUCAUCAGAAAGGAGCCAAUAAAUACAGAUCAGGCAUCCGUGACGAUGGUGAUUAACAUGCCUGCAGCAGUUCUCAGAGCUCCUUUCAUGCCCACUGUCAUUUCAGCCUCCUGCUAACCUGAAGGAACCUUCAUUAGGGCCCUUUGUGGAGCAGCCCCUCUGGCCAAGCGCUCUACGAGGCCCACUCAAGCACUGUUUGGUUUCAUCCUCACAGUACUGGAUGAGGGGUGUUACUCUCAGUGUGUCACAGAUGAGGAAAUAGAGCCUGAGAGAGAUUAAGUAAGGUCCUGACUUGGCCUACAUUGUGAGAAAUGUAGUCCUCACCCUCUAGGGACAUUGGGUGGCAACCUGGGUCUCCUUCCACUUCUUAUAGUCAUCUCCAGAGCAUUGGGCCUUGUGUGAGGUGCAGAGGAGCUGGCUGAAUGGAAUUCAGACGCCCUUGGUCUCCCCACCUCAAGUCAGUGGAGAUCCAGUCUAUUCACUGGUGGUUGGAUUAGGGUGAUGGCUUUCCUUGGGGUCUGAGAUUCACAGUGGGUCCUAGCUUCUCAGUUCUGGGUUCUAGGACUAUUGUGGCUGGUGGACCCUGGCCUCAGAUGGCUGCCUCUGUACUUGUACCCACUAGAGAGUUCCAAAAGAGGCUAAUCUUUCUUUCUAGGUGUUUGAAAACACCAGACUUACUGAUCUGUCUCAACAAUCCCUCCUCCAUUUUAUGGCAAGGCAGGGAGAAAGGUCUGGAAGUAAUACUGUGCAGGAUCUGUUGGUAGGUUCUUUUCCAUUCCUUCUGGAAUUGCUGCUGGGACCAGAGUCUUAAGAAUCUCAUCUGCUGUUGUUAUUGGGAAGUAACUCCCAAACUGUUAGAUGUGUGGAGUUUGUGUCUCAAGACACCAAAGAAUGGAGUGGAGUUGAAGACAAGGGAGGUGAAGAGUAGGAAAGCUUUAAGAAACAUACCCUGGCCAUUUGUGGACUGCAGGGGAAGAGAACAAAAUGUCACCAAGAAGCACCCCCCCGCUCUCCCCCGCAAUUCAGCACCAUGUGUGGGCCUCUGGGGGAGAACCAGAUGUCAGCCUUUUCCUGUGAGUCAGUGCCAUUCAUGGACUUCGGGGGAACAGAACAAGAAGUCACCAAGAAGCAAGCCCCCCCUGAGAAUCUACGCCAUGCAUGGGCCACUGAGGGGAGUGCCAGAUGCCAGCCCCUUCCAAUGCAAAGGCUGGGAAACAAGAAGAACCAGUCCUUCCCUUGUUGCAAGUGACCAGCUGAUCUGGAGAAAAACAGGCUGUGAUGCUAUCACCAUUAUUGAGAGUUGAGCAGAAAUCUGACCUGUAGAACAGGACACAGACGCAAGAUGGAGGCAGGGAUGGCAAGUUUCUUCACCCUGCUGGAGUCAUCCAUUGGCACUUUUCAGGUCUGAAUGAAGAGCUCAUACUUUCACCAAAA
Molecule: messenger RNA, 9209 nt
Organism: Cavia porcellus (domestic guinea pig)
Lineage: Eukaryota; Metazoa; Chordata; Mammalia; Rodentia; Caviidae
Product: protein S100-A2-like
Exons: 2
Coding region: 3810-4061 (83 amino acids)
Source: RefSeq, a predicted model, not a curated record